Molecule: messenger RNA, 438 nt
Organism: Funneliformis caledonium
Lineage: Eukaryota; Fungi; Glomeromycota; Glomeromycetes; Glomerales; Glomeraceae
Source: the annotation of a GenBank genome assembly
AUGUCAAUUUUACUCGCCGCUUCAAUUUUUCAGAGUCCAUUUUUCCCAAGGAGAGCAACUUAUAUUCAUGGAAUGUUGGAAAUACUGGGCAGUUUAAACCCAUUUAUUGAUUUAAUAGCUUUAGGAUUGCUCGACCUUGGAGUACAAUUUCGUAUGGAGAUAGGGACGCAAACGAAGGAUUUGUAUACUAUGAAACAAAAUGAGGCAGGACUUUUUGAUAGACCCGCUACUCUUCCAAUAGGAGUAAAAAGUUUGAAUGAAAAGUACUGCCGAAAAGAUGGAAAAAGAAACAAAAUCAAAGUAAAAGUUGUUUUUAAGCAAGUCAUGACUAGCAAAGGGCGUUCUGACCUACAAGCUUUCGAAUCAAUCUCCUCGAAAAGAAAGCACUAUAAUCCGAAUGAAUUCAUUAGAAAGAAAAAAUCAAAAAGGUAUGAUUAA